AUGUCUUCGAUGAACGGCUCGAUUUCAGCAAUUCUCAAUAAGCCGAACAAAACGACAGAUGAUUUACAACAAGUCAUCGAUGAAUGGCACCAAAAUUUAUUGCGAAAUGAAGAACAUCUACUUCAAUUCGCCAAUCAACUCGAACAGAAACAACAGUCUCUUAAUCAAACAACCAACUCGAUCAUUCAAACGCAGAAUUUAUUAGCCAAUCUUGAAAACAACUUGCAACAAUUCCAGCUGUCAGUUCAAACAUUAGCAAAAUACAAUGAUGAACUUGAAAGUAGCGUUGAACAAUUGAAUGCCGACAGUAAAUCUCUUCUACCGAACAUUCGUUCCAAUCUAAAAACUGAUCAGGAUCGUUCGAUCACCUACGAACUGAUGGAUUCAGUCGAUACACAUCUCAACGAACUUGAUCAAACGAUGAAACAAAUUAAUAACGCCCUUCAAAUCAAUACAGAUCAUUCCAUUUUGAAAACGACAGAUGAAUUACAAACAUGCUUUCAUGACGUUCAUAAUCUUCAAGAAACAAUUAAACAAAUAAAAAUUGAAUAA
This is a messenger RNA of Adineta ricciae, 552 nucleotides long. The record is from the annotation of a GenBank genome assembly. NCBI's taxonomy places the organism in Eukaryota, Metazoa, Rotifera, Eurotatoria, Adinetida, Adinetidae.